AAAUGGUAAAUCAAUUACAACUUGUGCUGAUUACCUGCAUUCUUUGAACACUUUCUGGUAUCUGCGCAGAUGGAAUGGAACAUUGGCCUGCGGAUGAACGACAUAAAUCAUUGCCUGUGAAGAAGAAGCAGGGAAGGGGAAACAAAAAGCCCCAAGUUCACGACACUCGACAUUGGAAUCAUCCUUCUCUCGAUUACGGAACCUUUGGCGGAGCGACCCUCGUGUCAUCCGACGGACGGCUAGCUUGGACGACCGUUGUUGAUACAUCGAAUGCUCGAAGAGUGACACCAGUUGGGGCAGGGCGUUGUAUUUUUCCUGCCACUCGAUCUGUGAAUCCAACGCCAAGUCGUCUUAGGCAGUGGAGACGAAUCGAAGAAGGGCUCAACUUCGUUAGAACAUGUUUCCCGGACGCCGAUUUCCCUGCGGAGCUCAUCAAGGCGGAAUUCCAGUCCGAUGAACGACGAAACCGAGAGUUGCAAAUCUACGAUCCUUUGAGAGGCAGUCUCAUUAGUAUUGUACCGUCUUCCAGCACCCCUCAAACAUCACUGGUCCUCUUUCCGAUGGGAGAAACCAAUAAUGAAUUGAAUAUUUCAUUUAUAUCCGCCAUUGAUUCCGACUCGACUUUUCACGCGCCUGGACAUGCCGCGUCCAAGUUUGAGACACCCAUUCUCCAGAUCUCGACCCCAAAUAUAUCAAAUUCAUCUCUGAAGCGUGGUACCAAUCUUGUUUUAGUCAGAACAUUCUCCGCAACAUCUCUGUUGAGCAUUGAGUUGGCAGAUGAAACCACCGAUCUGAAGGCCACUAGGGAGGUAGACAUAUUUUCUGAUGACGUGGGAGGCAAAUGCGUAGUAGAUGCUGCAUUUUCACCCCAUGACUCGGAUAUCAUUGCUGUGAACACCUCUGGAGCACUUUACAACUGCAAAAUAUAUGAAGGAGCAAAAGCUGUGCGGCGCAUAGGGCUUAACCAAGUUCGUUUUGAGAACACAGAUGGGGAUCAAUUUUGGAGACUUCGUCCGUCUGACCAAGGCUACUUCUUAGCAUCAAGUAGCUGCAUUCAACAUCUCGAUUUCAGGUCGAGCCAGCCUAGUGUCGACCUAUUUUCUACUGAUCAGUUGGGCUCUGUUGUAACAUCUUUUGACUCGGCAGAGCGAGAACAUCUCCUCACCAUUUCGACGACCUCGGAGCUCCUAUGGUUGGAUAAUCGGUACCCGAAAAAAGUGCUUCUGAGCUUUAAGCACAACCGAGCGCAUGAUAGAUCGCUCAAUGUCAAAACCGUGCAGUUAGACAGCGGCCCUCUGACUUUCCUAAGUUCGCUUAAAAACGGGCUCAUCACCAUUUAUGAUGUGUCUCGAGGAAAUGACAAUCUGAUUCACUGUCAUUCCGUUCCAACAUCUUUACCUCACGACGGAGAUAUGGGUGCGUCUGAGUCGGAAAGUUCAUUCUUUGUCCAGCCCGAUAGGUCCACCCUUUCCCUCUUGCGGCUCUCUGGACAAAACAGUCUCCACUGCCAGGACUUUGCUGUAUAUCACAAUGGCAUGGACGUACUUCCAAGACAGGCUAGUGGCACUAGCCAUGAAUGGUCUGCUGAUGUGCAGAAACUAGCUCAAAGAGCAAAGGAGCUUCAGCCUCAGUACGGGCCACUGAGCGCAAGGCAUUUCUCAGAGUUAAACCUGCGGACUGCGUAUAAGAAAAUUUUCGUUACGGGGGGUGUUAAAGAGCAAGCUGCCUCUGAGGGUGAAUUUACCGUGAUGAUAGACAAGCUUUCUCAGUUUUGGCAAAGGACAAGUAAUUCUGACAAGACAAUGUUGACCUUGUAUGAUGUCUGCCUUAGCGCUGACAAAGAGCCAGACGAGGACUCGCGAUCGGACUUUCUCGCUGGUGGGAUGAUUAACUCGAAUCGUGGGUACAAAACGCUUGUACACAACGAGCUACCGGUCCAGGAAAUCACGAGUGGUGCAGCAUGGUCCUGCGAUUUUAAGCUAUUUCUCCGCCGUAUGGGGCUUGGUCGCGUGGACCACUGGCAGGAGAUGCAUGGUGCUCUGGAAGCUUUCAAUUUGUCUUACUCGGAUGAUGUCCCUGGGUCAUUCGUGCAACAAGAGGAGAAUUCACGAGAACAGCUUAUCCUCGAUUUGGCCCUUUCUAGCAUGGUAUUUUCAGCUCAGCCUCUUUCUAUACCCGUUGCUCCGAUCCAGGUCGACGAUGUGGAGAGCAUGUCUCUUGCUGCAAAAGCUCUGACACUUGACGACGAACUUCCCGAGAUUCAGUUUGGCCACCUGCGUCCAUAUCCAAAGCUUGGCAUAAACCAUUACCCUGAUACUUCCAGGGACAAAGAUGCUGUUGCAGAACCUACACAGGAUGUGGAAUUUUCCAGUCCGCUGGGUGUGCGAUUGUUGUUGAGGGAGUGGGAGGUCGGAACGGACGUUGAGUCUUACACAUAUCAUGAUCCGUACAACACAAAAGGCGACGAUACUAUCGCACCCUCCCGAGAAUGGGCACUCCCCACUGCACCAGUCGCUACGCAAACGACAACUACAUCAUCACAGCGCCCUCCGCUGAUUGUUGCAGGUUUCGAGCCUCGUCCACCUCCCAUUCAUGUUGCCCAGAAUCACUGGGGAGUGUUUAGCACCCAGCCUCGAGGCUUUAAUCUACAAACCGCAGAGCAUGAGAAUCAUCCUGAACCUUCUCAACCUUCCCAAGAGUUGAUGACAAGUACCCAAGUGUUACCUGGACUGUACGGCGGUCGAAAUGUUCCGAAUAAGAAGCUUGUGAAGAAGAGGCUGGGUGGUUUCUGAUAAAUAUGUGCCAGUAGUACACAGCCUCGAGAUUGGCGUAAUUUUUAUUGGUUUUCCGGACCAUCGUGUUAUGUAUAGACGCGUGAAAUUUUAAAUAUAGGCACAGUGUCUCGUCA
Messenger RNA from Suillus plorans, 2908 nucleotides. RefSeq lists its product as uncharacterized. Gene Ontology annotation, biological process: nucleolar large rRNA transcription by RNA polymerase I. The transcript has 9 exons. Gene Ontology annotation, molecular function: RNA polymerase I general transcription initiation factor binding; RNA polymerase I transcription regulatory region sequence-specific DNA binding. Bases 75 to 2792 code for a protein of 905 amino acids. Gene Ontology annotation, cellular component: RNA polymerase I core factor complex. NCBI's taxonomy places the organism in Eukaryota, Fungi, Basidiomycota, Agaricomycetes, Boletales, Suillaceae. The record is from RefSeq and is a predicted model, not a curated record.